Molecule: messenger RNA, 1463 nt
Organism: Syngnathus typhle (broad-nosed pipefish)
Lineage: Eukaryota; Metazoa; Chordata; Actinopteri; Syngnathiformes; Syngnathidae
Gene: prkra
Product: protein kinase, interferon-inducible double stranded RNA dependent activator
Exons: 8
Coding region: 17-1078 (353 amino acids)
Source: RefSeq, a predicted model, not a curated record
GACCUCACGAACCCGGAUGUUGUUACCAUACGGCGGCGGCUACCUGCAGGCUAGUCGUCACACUGCCAACCACAAUGAAAUAAACAUAAUCCAUGCUCAUAAUAAUUUACGGAAUCACCAGCUAACAACUCGUCAAAACGAUACAAGAGCCAACGUCAUGUCUCAGGAAAUUCACCAAGCAGAACCCAUGUCCAUCGACUCAAGGCCAAAUAAAGAUGCAGUCCCAAAGGCCAACGCCGCUGGCAAGACCCCAAUUCAGAUUCUUCAUGAGUACGGCGCCAAGCAUGACAAAGUCCCUGUCUACAUGCUGGAGAAAGCCGAAGGCCAGGCCCACCAGCCCAGCUUUGCGUUCAGCGUAACCGUCGGAGAUGUCUACUGCACAGGUAAAGGUCCCAGUAAAAAGACAGCCAAACACAUGGCUGCUGAGCAUGCGCUGCGUAUCCUAGAGAUUGACAUGACAGCCUUGAACCUACAAGUGAAAUCCGAGAGUAACGGUGUUGGAGCAGAAUUAUGCGGACACCCCAACUCAGUGGGCACACUGCAGGAGCUGGCCUUGCAGAGAGGUUGGCGUCUUCCUGAGUACACGUUGCUAUCAGAGACCGGUCCGACGCAUGACCGAAAAUUCACCAUCAGCUGUGCAAUAGAGUCCCUGUCAGAGACGGCUACUGCAUGCUCCAAAAAAGCGGCAAAGAAGGCAGCUGCCGAGAAGAUGGUGGCUAAGCUUCAGAGUCUGUCAGGAUCUUCUCUAAUCACAUGGACACCAAAGCCCAGGGUGCGAUUCGACAAUCUGAAGGGCUCGUCGGCCGAGAAGAUUUCCUCCCUGAGGAGGAACCCGCUGAGUAUUCCCUACACGGAUUACGUUGAGCUGAUGACCGAGCUGUCCAAAGAGCAAAACUUUGACGUCUCCUAUUUAGACAUCGAUGAGUUGACAGCUAACGGUCAGUACCAGUGCCUGGUGGAGCUGUCCACCUCCCCCGUCACCAUUUACCACGGCACGGGCAUUUCUCGCAUUAAUGCGCACAACGCCGCCGCCCACAGCGCACUUCAGUAUAUCAAGAUCAUGGCCUCCACCAACUAAUCCCCACAAACUGGACUGAAAGUUACAUAUUUAACACGGACAAAUCGUAACUAAAACACUUUUUAUCGUGGCCAAAAACACCCUGUAGAGAACAAAAUUAUUGGAAAUAAAUAUACAAAUGCUUAAAAUAGACAAUGCUCGACAAUGCUAAUUAUGCACCCUAUGACCCUUUGUGGGACUGUCGCCCUUUCUAACAUGGCCGCCGUAUUGGGACAUCUCUUACCCAGCUGUAGUACUAGAAAUGUUGAUUGCACUAAAACUUCAGUUGAAGAAAAAAACAAAAAAUAGCAGCAAUAUGUUCAGAGUGACAAAAUGUACACACAACGCACUUACCCAUUUCCACUCCAACCAUGUGUCAAGUCAGAAAAUAAAAUAACGGAAACAA